AAGCAAAAAGAAGCAGAAAAGCAAGAAAGAAAGAAGCAUCUCAAUUUCCAUUUCAAUUCAAUUAUCAUUAUCCUCAAAAGCAAGAAAGAAGCAAGCAUGAGUUCUACAACCAGAGCUUGGACUGUAGCAGCAAGCAUUGGGGCAGUGGAAGCACUGAAGGAUCAAGGGUUCUGCAGAUGGAACUAUGCUCUGAGGUCCCUUCAACAGCAUGCCAAGAACAACAUCAGAUCUUAUUCUCAAGCCAAGAAGCUCUCUACCAAUUCUUAUUCUGCUGUUUCUGAGAAGAUGAGAAAUGAGAGGUUGAAGAAAUCAGAGGAAUCACUCAGAACAGUCAUGUACUUGAGCUGUUGGGGUCCUAACUAGAUUUAAGCCCCCAUCUAUUUUUUGUAAUUAUGGACUUGU
This is a messenger RNA of Rubroshorea leprosula, 402 nucleotides long. NCBI's taxonomy places the organism in Eukaryota, Viridiplantae, Streptophyta, Magnoliopsida, Malvales, Dipterocarpaceae. The record is from the annotation of a GenBank genome assembly.